CAGACACGUCGAGAGCGAAGCUUUUAGCAAAACUUUGACAUAUUGAGCUUUGAUUUCUAGAUAAGAUUAUAUCUACGAGGUUGAUUAAUUGGGAUUCAUAAUUGGGUGAUCAUGGAGUCGCUCUAUCACCAAACGAAUCGUCUGGUACAAGAAAUCCAGACCGAUUUAGGCCGACUUGAAAGAGCCACCGGGGAUGAUGUCCAUCUGGUUGAAAACGAAGUACAAGCUCAUCUGGAUCAUAUUAUCAGUAAUUGUGAAAGACUUGAAAUAUUAGUGAAUAAAGAACCAGCCACCAGACGUGCCAAUGCUAAAUUACGUGUGGACCAGCUGAAAUACGACUGCCAACAUUUACAGAGUGCUUUGAGACAAAUACAACACAAAAGAUAUUUACGGGAAGAAGAAGAUGCUCAAAGAGAAGCGUUAUUAUCACGAAGUUUUACCACCAACGAUGCGGACACUUCCAUUAUGAUAGAUGCUUCCUUACAGCAUCACACCAGUUUACAAAACGCCAACCGUGGCAUGGACGAUUUGAUUGGCUCAGGCACAGGAGUUCUCCAAAAUCUUCGGGAACAGAGAUUUACGUUAAAAGGAGUGCACAAGAAAGUUUUAGACAUUGCGAACACUCUAGGACUGUCAAACACAGUGAUGCGAAUGAUUGAAAAGAGAACUAGUCAAGACCGUAUUAUUUUAUUUGCAGGAAUGAUAAUCACCUGUAUAGUCAUGUAUUUAGUAUGGAAAUAUUUUACUUGAAGCCAUUCCGAGCUUUCUUGACUUGUAUUCAAUUUGAAAAUAAUCUCUGAAGAUCAUAUGCCAAUAUUUGUUAUCAAUCUGCCAAUAUUUGUUAUUAUUCUGCAAAUAUUUGUUAUUGAUCUUUUCAUAAAAGUAAUUUGUGAUCCACAGUAUUCAAGGAUAACAACUUAGGAUAUGAUCCUUGUCCAAACCUCUUAAUAACAACUGGUUCAUUGUUAUUAAUCCCAUAUGGAUCUUUAACCAGUCAUUUGUUAUCCUUAGAAUGUUAUCCUUUCAGCUGCUCCUUGGUCAUUGUUAUUAAUUCCACAUGAAUCUUGUAACAAUUUGUUAUCCUUAUCUUAUUCAAUUAUAAAACUUAAGGAUCAAGAUCAAUUCAGAUGAUCCUUAACCUAACCUGAAAUUUCAGUCUGGUUUUUUUUUUGGGACAGCAUGAUAGCUUUAAAGCUUGUCAAAAUGUGGCAAAAGAUUUAUCUGGCUGGAUCAAAUUUUUAUGUAAUUAAGAGAUUAUUGUGAAGGGUAUUGUUGUUGAUGUCAAAAUUCUUUAGAAUGAAUGAAUGAAUAAAUUAUUAUUUUAUAAAA
Molecule: messenger RNA, 1329 nt
Organism: Lottia gigantea (owl limpet)
Lineage: Eukaryota; Metazoa; Mollusca; Gastropoda; Lottiidae
Exons: 2
Coding region: 112-750 (212 amino acids)
Biological process (GO): intra-Golgi vesicle-mediated transport; vesicle fusion
Cellular component (GO): endoplasmic reticulum membrane; SNARE complex; ER to Golgi transport vesicle membrane
Molecular function (GO): SNARE binding; SNAP receptor activity
Source: RefSeq, a predicted model, not a curated record